UCUCCUCCUACAUGUCCCAGUUGAACCUCCAUUCCUUCCUUCUUCUCCCACUAUAUAUACCCCAUAUCUCACUCCCCACUCUCCCCAACUCUCUCUUUCUCACUCUUUACAUAGCCCACAACACCAACACCAACACUCUUAAUUUCCAUUUCCUUGUACCAAAACAAACACAGCUUCACAACAACAACCAGAAAAUAGAGAACCACUCAACACCAUGGCAUCAUCCGCAGCAACAAACAGUUGGAUUAACACCACACUCCCUUCAUCAUGCUCUUCCCCCUUCAAAGACUUAAACUCCACUUCUUCUCCCACAACCUCAAUCACCUUGAAAAAACGCUCCUCCCCCAACACCAUCACGUGCUCCCUCCAAACACUCCCCUUUCCCAAACAGUACCAACCACCCUCCACCACCACCACCACAACCAAAACCCAUCAACCUCUCUCUCCACCCUCCGACACCAAACCAUUACCCCAAAGGUGGAACCUUUUGCAACAAGCCGCAUCCACGGCCUUAGACUUAGUCGAAACGGCCUUAGUCUCCCACGAACGCCAACACCCACUUCCCAAAACCGCCGACCCAAGAGUCCAAAUCGCCGGCAAUUUCGCUCCAGUGCCGGAGCAACCUGUCCACUACUCCCUCCCGGUGACCGGAAAAAUCCCCAAAUGCAUUGAAGGCGUCUACGUCCGCAACGGCGCCAACCCACUUUACGAACCGGUAGCCGGUCAUCACUUCUUUGACGGUGACGGCAUGGUCCACGCCGUUAAAUUCAAAGACGGUUCCGCCAGCUACGCGUGCCGCUUCACCGAAACCCAACGGCUGGUCCAAGAAAAAGCCCUGGGGCGACCCGUUUUCCCCAAAGCCAUCGGCGAACUCCACGGGCACUCCGGCAUCGCUCGCCUCCUCUUGUUCUACGCGCGUAGCCUCUUCGGCCUCCUCGACGGAACUCACGGCAUGGGCGUCGCUAACGCUGGCCUCGUCUACUUCAACAACCACCUCUUAGCCAUGUCUGAAGACGAUUUACCUUACCACAUCCACGUCACCACGAACGGAGACUUAACCACCGUUGGGCGUUACGACUUUAACGGCCAAUUGAAAAACACAAUGAUCGCACACCCCAAAGUCGACCCUGUUGACGGCGAUCUCUACGCUCUCAGCUACGACGUGGUUCAAAAGCCUUACCUUAAGUACUUCCGUUUCUCCAGUGACGGCGUUAAAUCCCCCGACGUGGAAAUCCCCCUUAAAGAACCCACCAUGAUGCACGAUUUCGCCAUAACGGAGAAUUUGGUCGUUAUCCCCGACCAACAGGUGGUGUUUAAAUUGAGCGAAAUGAUAAGAGGAGGUUCACCCGUUGUUUACGACAAAGAGAAAGUUUCGCGGUUCGGGAUUUUGGAGAAGAAUGCGCGUGACGCGAGUGCAAUUAAGUGGAUCGACGCGCCGGAGUGUUUUUGCUUCCAUCUCUGGAACGCGUGGGAGGAGCCUGAGACCAACGAAGUUGUUGUGAUUGGGUCUUGCAUGACCCCUGCUGACUCCAUUUUCAACGAAUGUGAAGAGAGUUUGAAGAGUGUGUUGUCGGAGAUAAGGCUUAACUUGAAGACCGGCGAGUCCACUCGGAGGCCCAUUAUCGACGAGGCCCAACAGGUCAACUUGGAGGCUGGCAUGGUCAACCGAAACAAGCUAGGCAGAAAGACGCAGUUCGCGUACUUGGCUCUUGCCGAGCCCUGGCCCAAAGUCUCGGGCUUUGCCAAAGUUGAUUUGUUCAGUGGUGAAGUCAAGAAGUAUUUGUAUGGAGAAGAGAGGUUCGGUGGAGAGCCUCUGUUUCUUCCCAGGGACAUCAAUUCAGAGAGGGAAGAUGAUGGCUAUAUUCUGGCAUUCGUCCAUGAUGAGAAGGAAUGGAAAUCGGAGUUGCAGAUUGUGAAUGCCAUGAACUUGAAGCUUGAAGCUUCUAUUAAGCUUCCCUCGCGGGUUCCUUACGGCUUCCAUGGAACUUUUAUUCCCUCCAAGGAGUUGAGGAAGCAAGCUUGAUUGGUGGGGUGGGUUGUGAGGAGAGGUUUAUCUGAGGGAUGAUUGCAGAUAUGUCCCCGGAAUCUACUCCUCUGUCAUAUUGUUUACAGAAAAGCAGAUUUUUUUUUUCUGCAUUUUUAUUUUUAUUUUU
Molecule: messenger RNA, 2153 nt
Organism: Abrus precatorius (Indian licorice)
Lineage: Eukaryota; Viridiplantae; Streptophyta; Magnoliopsida; Fabales; Fabaceae
Product: 9-cis-epoxycarotenoid dioxygenase NCED1, chloroplastic
Exons: 1
Coding region: 215-2023 (602 amino acids)
Biological process (GO): carotene catabolic process
Cellular component (GO): chloroplast stroma
Molecular function (GO): carotenoid dioxygenase activity
Source: RefSeq, a predicted model, not a curated record